AUGGUGGAUUCUGAGGAGCUGAGGAAUAUGGUUUCUAGUUUUAGGUUUCUGAACUACAAUGAACAGCCACUGUUUCCAGGCUUCGCUGGGCAGAAUAAAAGUGGAUGCAAGCAUGACCUCCUGAUAAGGGCAUUGCAUUUCUUGAAGAGCAGCUAUAGCCUUGCAGUUCAAAUUAAAAUUUGAGAAUUACAUAGACACCAGUACCCACGCACUCCUGAAGGACCUUCUGAUUUAUCCACGUUCGGGUCUUCAGUUUUCAAUUUGGAUGGUAGCUCAUCACCUGUAGAACCUGGCUUGGCUGUGGCUGGAAUCCACAGGUUGUCUUCCACUUCUGUGACAUCGCACUCACCGUCCUUCCCUAUUGGUUCUGUGUUGCUUCAAGAUACUAAGCCCGUGCUUGAGAUGCAGCAGCCAUGUCCUCCAACCCCUCCUGCCCAUCCUGAUGUGCAGUUAAAAAACUUGCCCUUUUAUGAUGAGCUUGAUGCUCUCAUCGAGCCCACGAGUUUAGUUCAAAGACGUAUUGAACAGUCUCAAGAGGAGUUGUUUAGUUUUACUCUGACUCGUCUACAGGUUACAGAGAUACGCAUAUCCAGGGUUCAUUUGCCAGAUGGUGGGAAGGAUUAUAGAGUCCAAGUUCAACUGAGACUUUGCUUGGCAGAGACAAGUUGCCCUCAAAAAGAUGGCUAUCUCAAUAAUCUAUCUAUAGAAGUAAAUGGAAAGCUUGUUCCUUCAUCUGAGUACACACCACCACGACCACUUCCUAAUGAAACGAUUCAACAGAGGUGCCCUGGACACACUGUGAAUAUUACAUCUUUAGUUAGGUUAUCUUCAGCUGUGCCAAACCAGAUUUCCAUCUCUUGGGCGUCAAACAUGGAAGAGAAUUACUCCAUGUCUGCAUAUCUUGUACGACAGCUCACAUCAGCCAUGUUAUUACAGAGAUUAAAAAUGAAAGGUAUUAGAAACCCCGAUCAUUCUAGAGCACUAAUUAAAGAAAUAUUUGCUGCAGAUCUUGAAAGUGAAAUUGUUAUAACUGACCUUGUGCUAUCCUUGAUGUGCCCGUUAGGGAAAAAGAGGUUGACAAACCCAUGCCGAGCAGAGACUUGUAGACAUCUACAGUGCUUUGAUGCUGCCUCAUAUCUGCAAAUGAACGAGAAGAAUUCCACCUGGGUAUGUCCUGUGUGUGAAAAAGAAGCUGCCUAUGAAAGUUUAAUUUUAGAUGGGCUUUUAAUGGAAAUUCUCAAUGACUGCUCCGAUGUGGAUAUGGUCCAAUUCCAAGAAGAUGGCUCUUGGUAUCCACUGAGACCACAGGAAGACGCUGAGAAAGUCUCCAGCCAACAGGGUACAGAAACAGAGUUCAGGUUAGCCUCCAGUAAGCAUAGCUCAGAGAUGCCAGCCAGACAGGCAAGGAAGAAGAAGAAAAUGGACGUGAUUGACCUAGCAACAGAGGAGGAAGGCCCCCCUGCCAAAAGGAAGUGAAUCUUGAUGUCAGUAACACAAAGCAGCCCAACCAAAGCUGUUCUCAGGUAUCGGCCAUCUUCUGUAAGGUUGCCCCAGGUGACUUCGGUUGAUCCUGCUGCUAUUUCACCUUCACUGACAGACGACUCGGUACCAUUCCAUCACACGCCAAUCUCAAGCAUGUCAUCAGACUUGCCAGGGGAACUAAGAAGUGAUAGUCAUAAUGAGCUGCAGCUCGGAACAUUUUCUGGUACUGUGCAACAGUGA
Eptesicus fuscus (big brown bat) is the source of this 1722-nucleotide messenger RNA. RefSeq names its product E3 SUMO-protein ligase PIAS2-like. Gene Ontology annotation, biological process: protein sumoylation; regulation of transcription by RNA polymerase II. Gene Ontology annotation, molecular function: transcription coregulator activity; SUMO ligase activity; zinc ion binding. The record is from RefSeq and is a predicted model, not a curated record. NCBI's taxonomy places the organism in Eukaryota, Metazoa, Chordata, Mammalia, Chiroptera, Vespertilionidae.